Lactuca saligna is the source of this 1407-nucleotide messenger RNA. The record is from the annotation of a GenBank genome assembly. Lineage: Eukaryota; Viridiplantae; Streptophyta; Magnoliopsida; Asterales; Asteraceae.
AAUAGCUCUUAUUAUUAAGUAUUAGCAACCUAUUUUAUUAUACUGUAUAAUAACUAAUUACCCAAAUUAAUUAACUAACAUCCAAUAAUGACUUCUGAAAUUACCCGAACCACCCUCUCUAUCUUGACCCAACCAAAUCAAAUCUAACGGAAUCGGUGAAACGAUAAAAGACUGAUAUCAUGGAGGUUAUCUGGAAAUUACACUUGCAAUCCAUUCAAAAAUCUGUCCCUAAGAAACCCUGGCUUGGCUUGGCUCCUUUUCCACAUUGGAUUUCAAUCCCCCUUUUUAUCCACAGUUUCUUUCUGCAUCGAAUUGAGCCCUAGAUUGAGUGCUCAGUAGAUACAUAUAUAAUAUAUAGAAUUUCCACACACACGGUAUGUGUAUGGGACCACCAAGUGGGUGGAGCAGAGCUCGAGGGUUAGUAGUGAAGACGCUGGUUUUGAUCGGAGGUGCUCUUUUGGUUAAGCGAUUAACCAAGUCCACCACUCGGUGGGACCAUGCUCGCAUCGUUUCUCAAUCUAUCGCCGGCGAAAAGUUCUCAAAAGAACAAGCAUCCAGAGAUCCCGAUAAUUUCUUUAAUUUAAGAUGGCUUUCCUGCCCAGCUGCAGAUAUGGUGGAUGGAUCGAAGGUUCUAUAUUUCGAGCAAGCAUUUUGGAGAACUCCCCAUAAGCCAUUUAGACAGAGAUUUUGUAUGGUCAAACCUUGCCCAAAGGAGAUGAAAUGUGAUGUUGAGUUGAGUACAUAUGCCAUACGCGACGCAGAGGAGUACAAGAACUUUUGUGAUCGCCCAAGGGACCAACGUCCACAGCCUGAAGAAGUAAUUGGGGAUGUAGCAGAACAUCUUACCACCAUAUAUCUCAAGCGUUGUGAACGAGGGAAACGGUGUUUGUACGAGGGUUCAACACCUCCUGACGGCUUCCCCAAUUCAUGGAAUGGGGCAGCAUAUUGUACAUCAGAACUGGCAGUCUUGAAGAACAAUGAGGUUCAUAUGUGGGAUAGGGGAUAUGAUGAUGAUGGAAACCAAGUUUGGGGAGUGAAGAAUGGUCCUUAUGAAUUCAAGGCUGCACCUGGACCUGCAUCUGCAUCUACUUCUGCUUCUGCUUCUGUUGAUAUGUUAUCUCCAUUAAAUUUCCCUCCUCUUUCUAUAGGUAAGCGGAUAGAAGGUUCCUUUGUUCUUCAAGAAUAAUCACAUAUGUUGCAUUAUUGCCUUGUGGCUUGUAAUAUAUACCAUAAUUCUUUUUAAUAUAUGCCAUUAAAUCCCUUAUUAUGUUUUUGAGCACAUGCUUCAAUGAAGUUUGUAACAACAGGAGUAGAAUAAGCAGUUCCAAAACUCUGCUUUACCUGUUUUCUACUAUGUAAUAAUUUGUUCUUUCUACCUUCUUUGCUAGAUUCUUAAUGACCUUCCCC